Messenger RNA from Sinocyclocheilus grahami, 1391 nucleotides. RefSeq names its product lymphocyte activation gene 3 protein-like. The transcript is spliced from 9 exons. The record is from RefSeq and is a predicted model, not a curated record. NCBI's taxonomy places the organism in Eukaryota, Metazoa, Chordata, Actinopteri, Cypriniformes, Cyprinidae. Bases 102 to 1379 code for a protein of 425 amino acids.
UUCCCGCACACGCUCGUUUUUACCAGUUGGACUAAAUGCGCAGAACUUACCUCAAACUUUGUCAACAAACAUAAAACAGCAUCCAAACAAAAAGGAACAGAAUGGCAAUUUGCAAGAUCCUCUUUUUUCUUCUUGCACUGUGUAUAUGGUGUGGGAAAUGUGAUGUGUUUUAUAAGCAAAUCGGGGAUGAGGUUUCCAUGAAGUGUGGAGUGGAUUCAAACAGUAAUAUAGAAUGGAAAUUGAACGACGUGUUGGUCUUAACCAUUGAUGGCAGACGUGGGACUAGACGGAGGGGUCUUUCCCAUAUUGCGUCAAAAGCAAGUGUAUCUGGAGACAUUUUGAAGGUUCCUAGACUGGAGACAAGAGACUCUGGAAACUAUUUCUGUAGGCAGUCAGGGAAAGAACACAUUGUGCAUGUUGUGUCAGUCUUUGUUAAACCAGGCCCAGUGCUGGUGCAGUCCAGUGAUGCAGAGCUGCACUGUGACAUUACAGGAGACCCAAACAAGGAAGUACAGUGGCUGAGACCUAAUGGUCAAAAAUAUAAUGAAAAUAAUCAAGUAAUUCACCUGAAGUCUGUGACUUCAAAUGAAGCAGGCCAGUGGACGUGUCUAGUCAAGGAUGACUUGAAGCUCAGUGUAACAUUGACUGUUGUUGGUCUCCAGACCACAGCUGUUAAUGCUUCUAAAGGGGAUGACAUAGAGCUGUCCUGUUCUCUUCCUCAGAGUGUAUUUCAGCGUGUUGUGGGUGGGACAUGGAAGGCUAACCACCUUCCCAAAGUCUCUUUCCCAACCCUGACGAACACACCAAAUGAAGGCUUACACUGGAGUUGCGAGGAUUUAUCAAAAGUCAACUUUACUACUGGGCAACUCAGCACCAACUUUGAUGUCACGUUGAAAAAUGUGCAGAGCAGUGAUGAAGGGACGUUUGUGUGUACAGUGGAGUUUGAGGGUGGAGUGCGUCUAAGUGUCGAGACGACAUUGAGGGUUGUGGACAAACCUUCAGGUGGAGGCCUUCCAUGUAAUCCUCAGUCUGAGAUCGCUAAAAUAGUAGAGGAGAUACUGGGAAUAGCCAUUCCUUCCAUUUGUGGCAUUGCAGAUGCUCCAGACCCUGCACUGAUCAAAUUGGAGUUAAAGAGAUGUGUGGAUGAUGCUGGAGCCAGUCCAUCUGACGCAUCUUCUCCUGUAUCAUCUCAGGACCUCUCCUCAUGUCCUCCAGAUAAGCCUUCUCCCUCACAAGACACAGGGUUUGCAGAGAGUGUAGAUCCUGAGGAUGACAUUGAGUCUCUUGAAAGAAAAAAGCUUAAUUUGCAAAUAAAGUUGCUGGAAAAUCAAAAUGAAUAUUAUGCACUCAAACUGAAAAAAUUUAAGAACAGUCAAUGAUUGUCAGUGUUA